CAGAAACACUGCUUUCAAGGGGAGGGUUUUCUCCAAAUCUUUUGUUUAUAAAAUGCGUGGUGUUUCGAGGGAAGCCCACGCAACACCCGCUCAGUCUCGCACCGCGCGUCUGGCAGUGUUUUUCUUGCAGGGGUAGUACCGGGGGACGCUGGCAGAGCUGGCACGGCCCAAUUUAGGGAAGGAACAUGGAGUUUGUGCUUGAGUUUUGCUGUUCGCAGUGUCGCUGAUAUGCUAACUGAAGAUGAAUAAAGACAAACAAAUCGAUGAAGAUGAUGAUGACAGUGAGCAGUUUGAAGACUUUACGGAGAAUUUUAACCAACUUGAAUUGCUGGAGACGCACAGGCAUUUGAUUCCUGUAGGAACUCAGAGCUGUUGGUCAGGACAGUCUGAUGAUGACGAUGAUGAACAAGAAAGAAGUGAGGAAUGGUAUGAAAUGCAAGAAAAAAAAAUGGAAAAAAAUCCAGAGAAAUUGUUACUCUGGGCAGCUGAAAACAAUCGGCUGAAUACAGUGAAGAGGCUCCUUUCCGAAAAGCUGGCUCCAGUUAAUGCCCGUGAUGAAGAUCAGUACACUCCACUCCAUCGAGCUGCCUACAGCGGGCACUUGGACAUUGCACAUGAAUUGGUCGCCCAGGGAGCAGACGUUCAUGCGCAGACCGUGGACGGCUGGACGCCUCUGCACAGCGCCUGUAAGUGGAACAAUACAAAUGUGGCCGCGUUCUUACUUCAGCAGGGCGCAGACAUCAACGCGCAGACAAAUGGUUUGCUGACACCAUUGCAUAUUGCUGCAGGAAACAAAAACAGUAGAGAAACCCUUGAACUCUUGCUGAUGAAUCGCUACGUGAAACCAGACCUAAAAAACAACUUGGAUGAAACGGCCCUUGACAUUGCUAGGAGGACUGAUAUAUAUCACUACCUUUUUGAAAUAGUAGAAGACUGCAUAAAUGCUGUGUCCCCUUAAAAGUUGUGAUUAAGCUCGUGAAUGUGAGGUUGCCUGCCUCUCCUUUCUGUUCUGCAUGCUCAUCAGUGGUGGUCUGUCCCUUUGCAACAAGGUUUUCAUUUAAGGUAUUUUAGUAUUCUCCUCAGGCAAAACCUCACGUCUUGCAACCUGGCUUAGUGGUCUCGCUCGUACUUUGAAGCGUUAUGACUUAUUCAAGGUAUUUAGAAAGUCUCGGUAAUUUUGGUGAGUCUCCAUUUAAUGAGUGCAAAUUUGGAAGGGCUUUUCUAAUCGGUCUGUAAUGUCAAAGCAGGAGGGAAAACUGGAAGAUUUACUUGAUAUGAAAGAAUUCUGGCUUGGUUCUGCAGAGUUUUUUACAGCUCACUUGAAAAUUAUUUUUUGAGAAAUUUAACUUUUUUAAAACUGCAUGAAAGCUCAGAAUGAAUGUAACUUAUUUGGGUGAUACACAAAAUGUUUAGUGAUCCUGGUGUAAGGCGUAUUAUAAAAUAAAAUAUUUAACCAUAGGUAUUUGUUGUCAUAUUUUUAAUUGAAAGCUCAAUAUCAAUGCAAUCACCUGUUCAUAAAUCAAAAGCGUUAUUCAUAGGAUGAUAAAGUAGUUUUGGUUUAUUUUUUUCCUGGCACUUUUCAAGGGAAUUACUUUUUAUGAAGAUCCUGUUUACUUUUCCCUUGCAAAGUAAGUUGAGGAGUAAAGUUUUGAUGUCAUGGAUACAGCAUUAGUUAGAACGAGUAAACCUCAACUGUAUGAAGAUAAACAGCCAACAUACCAUUGUGUCUGAUUUAGUUACAGCUAAUUUAGUGCAGGACACGCUCAACAGUGUUUCUCUUCCACUUUUGAAUCCCUGAAGGUAAUUCCUUAUUCCAACUCAAAUAUUAGGACAUAAACAUAGUUUAAAAACUGUACCACUGUUUUUCCUAAAAAUUCCUUAAUUUCCAGACCAUUCAUUUAUUUUCUUAAUUGACACCUUUUUAACUUGUGAUAGCUUAUAUUACUAAUCCUAGGCAUUCACAUCCGAGUUGGGCUUCC
Grus americana (Whooping crane) is the source of this 1979-nucleotide messenger RNA. RefSeq names its product ankyrin repeat domain 49 (gene ANKRD49). Gene Ontology annotation, molecular function: protein binding. NCBI's taxonomy places the organism in Eukaryota, Metazoa, Chordata, Aves, Gruiformes, Gruidae. Bases 242 to 958 code for a protein of 238 amino acids. The record is from RefSeq and is a predicted model, not a curated record. The transcript has 3 exons.